UCCGUAAGCACCGCUGGAAUGUUUAAAAGUAAAAGUGGAACAGAUAAAGAGCCUCAUUUGAAGCCGUCAAGGAGAAGUAUGCCAUGUAUUGCUCAAAGUCAAACCCAUCCGCAACACCUGAACAAGCAAACGUCAGAACAGCAACAACAAAGCCCUGUCCAGCCUCUCCCACCUGACAGCGAGGACUCCUGUACAAUCGAUACAGAGCAGCAAAGAGAUUCAACUAGAGAUACUUACACAGAUGAUUCUGAGCAUGGAGCGUAUGACUGCCGCACUGAUCAGUCUUUGCUGAUUCAGCACAAACUUAGCAGGCAGAAACAAGCCUCUCGGAAGUCUCAAAAGAAUAAAGAAGAUUUGUUGAACAGAGAGAAACACGUCUUUGACAAGUUUCCUGUAGAUCCAGGCAAGAACCCCGGCCGCGAUAAUGCAAUGCUUAGCGAAGGUGACUCCCAGGGCCUGCCCUUAAAGUGA
Messenger RNA from Bombina bombina (fire-bellied toad), 471 nucleotides. Its product is annotated as anoctamin-3-like. The record is from RefSeq and is a predicted model, not a curated record. The annotation marks the transcript as partial. The transcript is spliced from 5 exons. NCBI's taxonomy places the organism in Eukaryota, Metazoa, Chordata, Amphibia, Anura, Bombinatoridae.